AAUAUUUACCAUUAAAUCCAUUGUUUUUAUAGUUUUGAUGAAGAAUUAAAAGAAGAAUAUGUUAUCUGUGCAAACAGAGGAGUCUUAUAAAAAUGAUAAGAAAAAUGAAAAUAAUCAAGAAAAUAACGGAGAAAAAGAUACCCUCAUUAGAAAACGCACUGUAGAAGAUGGAAAUGAGACACUUGUUGAAAAUUUAGAUGAAAAACGACCUAAAAAGGAUGACGGAAAAAGUAAUCAUUCAAAUGAUGAUCAAAAUUCAGGUCAUCAGACAAAGCCUUCAUUUUCAUCUUUCAAGUCGUUAUCAGAGUCAUCAGUUUCACCUUUUGCAUCUUUGAAACCCAGAAACAUUACAUUCCCUUUCAAUUCGUCUUCUCAUUCUGCAAAAAAAACAUUUGGAUCUAAUAUUUCAGGUUCUGGAUUUGACUCACUUGUACCUUCAUCAAAAAAUAGUUCAGAAGAUACUAAUAUUUUUUGUGAAAGUAAGGCAUUAAAUAAUUCAACAGAAAUACACAAAAAGACACCAAAUGAAGCAUUUAGUAUGCUUCUUGAAAAAGAAGUAGAUAAUUAUACACAAAAAGAUGAUCACGUAAUAAAAAAGUCAACUGCUAUAUUAGAACAGGAAGUGAAAACAGGAGAAGAACAUGAAGAAACAAUUUAUUCUACGAGAGCUAGGCUUUAUGUGAUGGAUUCUGAUACAAAAGAUUGGAAAGAAAGAGGUGUUGGGAUGUUGCGUGUGAAUACUGAGCAAAUAAAAGGAGUGAUUACUAGAUCACGACUUGAAGUUAUGAGGACAGAUGCUGUAUAUAAGGUUAUAUUAAAUACUCCUUUAUUUAAAGAAAUGAUGAUUGAAGGAGGAAACUCUAAUACUUUUGGUUCAAUGGGUCUUGACAAGUUUCUAAAAAUCAUUGUUAUGGAAAAUCAAAAACCUACACAGUUUGCUAUUAAGUUAAAAGAUGAAGCCACCGCUCAACAACUUCGAAAAUAUAUUCUAUUGGCUAUACCUAAUAGUGAAAGCGCAUCUUAGAUCAUAAUACAACCUACUGUUGUAU
Pneumocystis jirovecii RU7 is the source of this 1049-nucleotide messenger RNA. RefSeq lists its product as uncharacterized. The record is from RefSeq and is a predicted model, not a curated record. The transcript is spliced from 6 exons. Gene Ontology annotation, molecular function: GTPase activator activity. The coding region runs from base 59 to 1024 and encodes 321 amino acids. NCBI's taxonomy places the organism in Eukaryota, Fungi, Ascomycota, Pneumocystomycetes, Pneumocystales, Pneumocystaceae. Gene Ontology annotation, biological process: intracellular transport. Gene Ontology annotation, cellular component: cytoplasm; nuclear pore.